This is a messenger RNA of Cyclocybe aegerita, 3564 nucleotides long. The record is from the annotation of a GenBank genome assembly. NCBI's taxonomy places the organism in Eukaryota, Fungi, Basidiomycota, Agaricomycetes, Agaricales, Hemipholiotaceae.
AUGUCUCUCGCCUUGAGCUUCGCCUCCAAGAAGGAGGACGAAAGCGGCCUGAGCUCCUACUACAACAACAAAACCACCAUAAUCCAGGAGGCCCGCGUGUUCAAUGAAUCUCCAAUCAGUCCGAGAAAGUGCAGGGCACUUCUGACCCGGAUCGUCUAUCUUCUCUAUGUCGGCGAGACUUUUGGAACCCAGGAGGCCACGACACUGUUCUUUGGAACGACUAAGCUCUUCCAGCACAAGGAUAGUGCUUUGCGACAAGCCGUUUACCUGGCGAUCAAAGAGCUUGCAACAACGGCGGAGGAUGUCAUCAUGGUCACCAGCAGUAUAAUGAAGGAUAUGCAACCCAACUCGGAGGUCAUUUACCGUCCGAAUGCAAUCCGUGCCCUAUGCAAGAUUAUCGACCCAUCCAUGGCUCAAGGCGUUGAGCGUUUCUUCAAAGCGGCGAUCGUCGACCGGAAUCCAUCCAUUUCUUCUGCCGCACUUGUCUCGGCAUACCACCUCUUCCCUAACGCGAAGGAUGUGGUCAAGCGAUGGGUCAACGAAGCACAGGAGGCAGUCAACGCGAAAUCGACGUCAAGCCUCUUUGGAUCGAGCGGUGGAGGUGGCGGAUAUCUUGGCUUUGGCGGAGGCUCGAACCAACAAUCUGGCCCACAAACUCUGCCAUCGACCAGCUAUAUCCCUCAAUACCACGCACUUGGCCUUCUCUAUCUUAUUCGUCAACAAGAUAGGAUGGCAGUCACCAAAAUGAUCCAGCAGCUGGGUGGAGGGAAAUCGGGUGCCGGCACUACAUUGAAAAACCCGAUGGCGCUCUGCAUGCUCAUUCGGUAUGCUGCAAAGGUUAUGGAAGAAGACUCCAACAUGCAGAGACAAGUGCUAGAACUUCUCGAGGGUUGGCUAAGACACAAGAGUGACAUGGUUAACUUCGAGGCUGCGCGGGUUAUCUGUGAGAUGAAGGGUGUAACUGCUGCACAACUGACAAAACCCAUCUCUGUGCUCCAGGUCUUUUUGACAACUCCCAAACCCGUCCUGAAAUUCGCUGCUGCUCGCACCCUUGCCGCUCUUGCCUUGACACACCCUGCGAGCGUCGCUACCUGCAACAUUGACCUCGAAACCCUGAUCGCGGAUCCCAAUCGCAGUGUGGCUACAUAUGCGAUCACUACGUUGCUCAAGACCGGUAACGAAGCCUCUGUCGACCGCCUCAUUAAACAAAUUAGUGGUUUCAUGACCGAGAUUAGCGACGAGUUCAAGGUCAUCAUCGUCGACGCCAUUCGUUCUCUCUGCCUCAAGUUCCCAACCAAGCACGCGUCUAUGCUCACUUUCCUCUCCGGCGUUCUGAGAGACGAGGGUGGCUACGACUUCAAGCGUGCCGUCGUUGAGGCUAUGUUCGACAUGAUCAAAUUCAUUCCCGAAUCCAAAGAGCAGGCCCUCUCACACCUCUGCGAAUUUAUCGAAGACUGCGAGUUCACAAAGCUCUCUGUUCGCAUCCUGCACCUUCUUGGAGUCGAGGGACCGAAGUCGCCACAACCUGCUAAAUACAUCCGCUUCAUCUACAACCGCGUUGUGCUUGAGAACGCGACUGUUCGCGCGGCCGCCGUAACGAGUUUGGCCAAGUUCGGAGUCAACUCUGCGGAGCCUGCGUUGAAGAAGAGCGUCAACGUUCUUCUCAACAGGUGUCUCGAUGAUGUCGACGAUGAGGUUCGAGACCGCGCCACCCUGUAUCUUAAGGUAUUCAAGGCAAAGCCUCUGGCGGAUGCCUAUGUCAAAGAAGAGUCCGUCUUCUCAUUAGCGGCUCUUGAAUCGAAACUCGUGGCGUAUGUGAAGGACCCGACGGCAGCUGAGCAACCCUUCGAUGUCUCUACGGUACCGAAGAUCAGUCGUGCCCAAGCCGCCCAGGAAGCUGCCCGCCCGAGUACACUGGACACCAUCGGUGCUCCACUGUCAAAGAAAACGGCGGAGGCACCCGCCGCCCCUUCAGCAGCGGAGAAGCAGUCGCAAUAUGUUCAACAGCUCGCCGAGGUUCCAGAAUUUGCCUCGUAUGGGCCUGUGCUCAAUAGUAGCGCGAACCCUGCACAGCUUACGGAAAACGAAACGGAGUACCAGGUUAAUUGUGUCAAGCAUAUCUUCAAGGAGCAUGUAGUCUUCCAGUUCAACAUCUCCAAUACUAUUCCCGACACUGUUCUGGAGCAGGUGUCAGUGAUCAUGCAGCCUCAAUCAGAAGACUCUGGUCUUGUGGAAGACUUCAUCAUCCCUCUUCCUUCUCUUGCUGCUUCCUCUCCUGGGAUCGUCUAUGUUUCCUUCACCCGCGAGAACCCAGACCUGUAUGCCAUCGCUUCCUUCCAAUGCACACUCAAGUACAUCAGCAAGGAGGUCGAUCCAUCAACAGGCAUUCCAGAAGAAGAGGGCUACGAGGACGAGUACCAAGUCGAAGAGGUCGAGCUCAGUGCUGGUGGCGACUAUAUCAUCCCCAGUUAUGCCAGCUUCGGCUCGGAGUGGGAUCGGAUGCGAUCUGCCCCUUCUGCAACAGAAACAUUUGCUUUGUCGGUGAUGGAGAGUCUCAAGGAGAGCACCCGGAAAUUGCGCAUGCGUCCCUCAUCUGAGCAGACCGAAGAACUCAAAAAGUUGUACAACAUCAACCCACACCCGACAGCGGAGCAGAGACAGGCCCUCGCAGACUCUAUUGGCAUGCGUUAUCAGAGCAUUACUAAUUGGUUCCAAAACCAACGCAGCCUCGCCAAAAAGAAGAGGGAGGAUGACGGAGAACCGACCUCCUCCCUUUCAGCUCCCAAACCCGAGUAUUCAGACGGGAGCCGGCAGUACUCGGCGUUUCCCCCGCCUUCCCACCCUCAUCCGUCUUUGGGCCUGCCUCCUCCGACAAGUCACCCGUCCCUUGUCCAUCCCUCCGUUCUGCGGCGGUCUCCCAGUGUCUCUCCCUCCACUGAAGGUCGGUCCCCGCGGAGAUCAUCGUCCCUCCGGAGCUCUACUCCAUAUGGCAGCACGCCUGCGACUUUCGCGCGCCCACGACGCUCGCGCCCUGAGCCAUAUCAGCUGGAGGCACUGAAAGAUCUCUUCAAAAAGACUUCCACACCCACCAUCGAGGAACGCUCAGCGCUGGCCCUUGAAGUUGGAAUGGAUGUCGGAAAGGUGACGAACUGGUUCCGUAAUCUCCGUCAGACUGCGAGAAAGCGCGCCAAGAAAUCGGGCAGUGGAGAUGAUGAGGACGAUGAGAGCUUCCAUUCUAGGGAGGCCUAUUCGGCCUCAGCGUCGCGGUCUGGCACGCCCUCGCUCGGAUCGUCGUCCUCGUCGCUCAACGAUGAUUCGAUGGACCUCGACGACUACGACAUGACCAACGUCCAUUCUGAUAACAACAGUGACGAUGAGUACCAGGAGGCGGUGACACCAUCGCCUGAGCCAUCGCCCUCACCACCCCUACCGUCGCUCAACAUCCUUGAAAGCUUCAACUUCCCGUAUCCCAUCGAGAUCGACAAGGCGUCUGUCAAGCAGUUUUCCGGGAUUAGAGUUGAGGAUGCCCUAUUGCUCUUGAGCUUCCACAACCACGUGCCCUAA